UCCACGCUCUGCUGCCACUGGAAACAAAAACCACACGCAUACAACGAAACGGCGAGCUCGUCGCGAAGGAAAAAAAAAACCACGAGUACGUGUUCGACCACUCCAUGCCCGCCUCUACACCACGGUCAAUGGCGAUCCCCGGAGAGCUCGACGGCGGCGGCGGCGCUGCUGCGCACGUCAUGUUCAUCCCAAGCGCCGGGAUGGCACACCUCGUCCCCUUCUUCCGCUUCAUCACGGCACUCUCGAGCCACGGCGUCCGCUGCUCCGUCAUGACCGUCCUCCCGACAGUCUCCGACGCCGAGGCCGACCACUUCGCGGCGCUGUUCGCGGCGCUCCCAAGCAUCCAGCGCGUCGACUUCAACCUCCUGCCGCUGGACGCCUCCGCCUUCCCGGGCACCGACCCGUUCCUGCUCCGGUGGGAGGCACUGCGCCGCUCGGCGCACCUCCUCGACCGGCUCAUCGCCGGCGCUUACCCGCGCGUCUCGGCCGUCGUCACCGACGUGACCCUCGCCUCCCACGUGAUCCCAGUCGCCAAGCAGCUGCAGCUGCCAUGCCACGUCCUGUACAUCUCGAGCGCCACCAUGCUCUCCCUCGUCGCCUACUUCCCCAUCCACCUCGACAAGAAGCAGGACGACGACGACGCAGGUGCCGGCGGCGGCGUCGGCGACGUUGACAUCCCCGGCGUGCGUCGUAUCCGGCAGUCCUCGCUCCCGCAGCCGCUGCACGAUCUGAACCACCUCUUCACGAGGCAGUUCAUCGACAACGGCCGUGCGCUGAGCCAAGCUGAUGGCAUUCUGGUGAACACGUUCGACGCACUGGAGCCCAUGGCGCUCGCCGCCCUGAGAGAUGGCAAGGUGGUCCCUGGUUUCCCGCCGGUGUACGCCAUCGGCCUGCUCAAGUCGUCAUCGUCACCCAGCAGCAGCAGCAGCUCCAUCUUCACCGAGGCCGGUGAGAAGCAGGCGGCUGCGGCGGCCUCCCCUGUCAUUGCUUGGCUGGGGGAGCAGCCGGCGAGGUCAGUUGUGUACAUCGCGUUCGGGAGCCGGAUCGCCGUGAGCCACGAGCAGAUCCGGGAGAUGGGCGCAGGGCUGGAGGCGAGCGGGUGCCGGUUCCUGUGGGUGCUCAAGACGACGGUGGUCGACCGCGAGGACACGGCGGAGCCGCGCGACGUCCUCGGCGACGAGUUCCUGGAGCGGGUGAAGGGCCGGGGCAUGGUGACGAAAGGGUGGGUGGAGCAGGAGGCCGUGCUUCGCCACGCCGCCGUGGGGCUGUUCCUGAGCCACAGCGGGUGGAACUCGGUGACGGAGGCGGCGGCGUGCGGGGUGCCGCUGCUGGCGUGGCCGCGGGGCGGCGACCAGCGCGUGAACGCCAUGGCGCUGGAGAGCGGCGGCGUCGGGGUGUGGAUGGAGCGCUGGAGCUGGGACGGGGAGGACGGGAUUGUGAGCGGCAGGGAGAUCGGGGAGAAGGUGAAGGCGGCGAUGGCUGACGCCGCGGUCAGGGCAAGGGCGGCUAGGGCUAGCCAGGAGGCCGCCAUGGCCGUCGCCGAGGGAGGCACCAGCCACCGGAGCAUGCAGGAGUUCAUCGGCAAGCUCAAGGCUACUACCUAAGCAGCUACCUCAUCUCGAUCGGUACAUGCAUGAUCGUCGUGCAAUAUAAUGGAGUAAUGCUCUGCAGUAUACAGCCGGAGCGUAUAGUCGUGAUUAUGUGUGCUUAUUUAGCUCAUAUUUCAUUGUUCCACUACCUCUCGUAAGUGUCGCUAUAACAAUAUCUGUAUCUCCAAAAUAAGUUUACUAAUUAUAUUAUAUAAAUAUUAAUAUUCUCUUGUAGA
This is a messenger RNA of Sorghum bicolor (sorghum), 1825 nucleotides long. Its product is annotated as UDP-glucose:2-hydroxyflavanone C-glucosyltransferase. Gene Ontology annotation, molecular function: UDP-glycosyltransferase activity. NCBI's taxonomy places the organism in Eukaryota, Viridiplantae, Streptophyta, Magnoliopsida, Poales, Poaceae. The coding region runs from base 105 to 1604 and encodes 499 amino acids. The record is from RefSeq and is a predicted model, not a curated record. The transcript has a single exon.